AUGGAAUCCAAUCUACAAGGGACCUUCUUGCUGAACAACACGCCGCUGGCCCAGUUCUCUGAGAUGAAGGCACCUAUGUGCCAGUACUCAGUGCAGAAUUCUUUCUACAAGCUCAGCCCCCCCGGGCUGGGCACCCAGCUGGCUGCCGGGACCCCCCAUGGGAUUACAGAUAUCCUCAGCAGGCCAGUGGCAACUCCAAACAGCAGCCUUCUUUCAGGCUAUCCCCAUGUGGCUGGCUUUGGUGGACUCGGUUCCCAGGGUGUCUACUACGGUCCCCAAGUGGGGAAUUUUUCCAAGGCCGGGAAUGAGUAUCCAGCUAGGAGCAGGAACUGCUGGGCAGACCCUGGGCAGGAUUGGAGAGGACGACAGUGCAGUAAUACCCCAGACCCCUUGAGUGACAGCAUCCACAAAAAAAAGCAUACCAGGCCCACUUUCACGGGACAUCAGAUCUUUGCCCUGGAGAAAACCUUUGAGCAGACCAAGUACUUGGCAGGGCCUGAGAGAGCACGCCUGGCUUACUCCCUGGGGAUGACAGAGUCCCAAGUGAAGGUAUGGUUCCAGAACCGAAGGACCAAAUGGCGGAAGAAGAGUGCCCUGGAGCCCUCAUCUUCCACCACGAGGUCCACGGGAGGAGGCGGCGGAGGUGGUGACCGCACAGCUUCAGAAAACGAGGAUGAUGAGUACAACAAGCCCUUAGAUCCGGACUCAGACGAUGAGAAGAUCCGGCUGCUGCUGCGCAAGCACCGGGCGGCCUUCUCCGUCCUCAGCCUCGGGGCUCACAAUGUCUGAAGCUGCUAUCUCAACGUCCCCAGCCAGUGCCCAUCAUCCCCAUGAUUCUGUGUCAUCAGAUCUCCCCUUCCCCCGCAAAGAAAAACCAAACCCUGUUCCCCUUCCAUUUAAACCACUCGUGUUCAGCACACGUGCGUGCCAAAGAACCCCCAUGAA
Molecule: messenger RNA, 945 nt
Organism: Phascolarctos cinereus (koala)
Lineage: Eukaryota; Metazoa; Chordata; Mammalia; Diprotodontia; Phascolarctidae
Gene: NKX6-3
Product: NK6 homeobox 3
Biological process (GO): cell differentiation; regulation of transcription by RNA polymerase II
Cellular component (GO): nucleus
Molecular function (GO): RNA polymerase II cis-regulatory region sequence-specific DNA binding; DNA-binding transcription factor activity, RNA polymerase II-specific
Source: RefSeq, a predicted model, not a curated record